AUGAGCACUGUCGCACAAAAGAAGAACCAAGACAACAUGAACUCAAAGCUCACUUUGGUCAUUAAAUCAGGCAAAUAUAGACUUGGAUACAAAUCAACCAUCAAGUCACUGAGACAAGGACAAGCCAAGCUCAUCUUGAUUUCAAACAACUGCCCAGCCAUCAGAAGAACUGAACUUGAAUACUACGCUAUGCUCUCAAAGUCACAAGUUCACCACUUCGACGGAAACAACAUCGAACUCGGAACCGCCUGCGGUAGACUCCACAGAGUUGCAGUCAUGUCCAUCACUGACUCCGGUGACUCAGACAUCCUCGAAUCAGUAUGA
Stylonychia lemnae is the source of this 324-nucleotide messenger RNA. NCBI's taxonomy places the organism in Eukaryota, Ciliophora, Spirotrichea, Sporadotrichida, Oxytrichidae. The record is from the annotation of a GenBank genome assembly.